Messenger RNA from Emys orbicularis (European pond turtle), 754 nucleotides. It is a transcript of the gene TSPAN7, whose product is annotated as tetraspanin 7. Gene Ontology annotation, cellular component: plasma membrane. The record is from RefSeq and is a predicted model, not a curated record. NCBI's taxonomy places the organism in Eukaryota, Metazoa, Chordata, Testudines, Emydidae. The coding region runs from base 5 to 754 and encodes 249 amino acids. The transcript is spliced from 7 exons.
UAGUAUGGCAUCGAGGAGAAUGGAGACCAAACCCGUGAUAACAUGUCUGAAAACCCUGCUCAUCAUCUACUCCUUCGUCUUCUGGAUCACAGGCGUUAUUCUUCUUGCUGUUGGAGUCUGGGGGAAGCUCACUUUAGGCACAUAUAUCUCUCUCAUCGCUGAAAACUCUACCAAUGCCCCCUAUGUGCUUAUUGGGACUGGUACCACAAUUAUUGUCUUUGGCCUGUUUGGCUGUUUUGCCACUUGUCGUGGCAGCCCAUGGAUGCUGAAACUGUAUGCCAUGUUCUUGUCCCUGGUGUUUCUGGCGGAGCUAGUGGCUGGCAUUUCAGGAUUUGUAUUUCGCCAUGAGAUCAAGGACACUUUCCUUAGGACAUACACUGAAGCUAUCCAGAAUUACAACGGCAACGAUGAGCGAAGCCUCGCAGUGGAUGACGUACAACAGAGUCUGAGAUGCUGUGGCAUUCAGAACUACACCAACUGGAGCACUAGCCCUUACUUCUUUGAACACGGUAUUCCCCCAAGCUGCUGCAUGAACGCCAGUGACUGCAAUCCCCAGGAUCUGCGCAAUAUGACCGUUGCUGCCACUAAAAUAAACCAGAAGGGCUGUUAUGAUCUGGUGACCAGUUUUAUGGAGACAAAUAUGGGAAUCAUAGCUGGAGUGGCUUUUGGAAUUGCAUUCUCACAGUUGAUUGGAAUGCUGUUGGCAUGCUGUCUGUCCCGAUUUAUCACGGCCAAUCAGUAUGAGAUGGUGUAA